AUGUCUGGCAUCGAGGCCAUCCUCGGCGUGGUCUCUGGCUCGGCCGGUUUGCUAUCACUGACCAUACAGCUUGGCCAAGGCGCGAUCAAGCUCAAGAGAUUCUGCGAAACAGCGAAAGCCGCACCGGAGACUAUUGCGCGCGUCACGCACGAUCUUGAAACCAUAGUCUGGACUCUGCAGCAGCUCAAAAGGCAUAGACACGACGACAGCCAAAGCGCAGCAGUGGUCGACCGCUGCAUUGACCGUUGCCGAUCGAGCGCCUCCAAAUUUCGAGACUUGGUCGAGAGGGUGGAAAACCGGCUCAAGCAGCGGCGGAGCAUCAAUGCCAAACUUUAUGCAGCGAUCAAGGAGCCUGAGAUACAAGAGCUCAUGGCUGACCUGGAAAAGACCAAGAGCUCAUCACUGCUGGCUUAUGGUACGCAAAUGGCUGAGAGUCGUUCCUUGUUUGGGGCCAAGCUUGACUUGAUCUUAGCACAAGUACAUUUGGGCAAUGCUGCGGUCGCGCAGCUUGCCUCGCAGCCUGCCUCCAGAAUGGAACCAUUGCCAUUGAUCUGCGCCCCCGAGCAUGAUGCGCAGAGUGAGAUAGGAAGACCAAUGUCGCAGCAAAUCGCGCAAGCGGGCCACGAGGACAUCAGUGACAAUCGAGUGUACGGAUCUGCAGCUCUACCCAAAAAGAAACCACCUCGAUCAGUGUUCCGCUUGAGGCUUGGUAUGUGGACCUGGCACAGCCGCUGUGCCUGGGACAUCGCGAUCACCACAUCGCAGGGCCGAUGGGUUACGAGUCUACAGACCGUCAACAUUGUGCCUCCAAAUGCACCCAUCUUUAAUCUUUGUCGAGCUGGCGACGUGAAGGGCAUGAUGAAAUUGGUUGAAGCCGGUCAAGCCUCUUACACUGACAUUGAAAGCCCUUAA
Recurvomyces mirabilis is the source of this 912-nucleotide messenger RNA. RefSeq lists its product as uncharacterized. Lineage: Eukaryota; Fungi; Ascomycota; Dothideomycetes; Mycosphaerellales; Teratosphaeriaceae. The record is from RefSeq and is a predicted model, not a curated record. The transcript has a single exon. The coding region runs from base 1 to 912 and encodes 303 amino acids.